Molecule: messenger RNA, 4319 nt
Organism: Salvia miltiorrhiza (redroot sage)
Lineage: Eukaryota; Viridiplantae; Streptophyta; Magnoliopsida; Lamiales; Lamiaceae
Product: histone-lysine N-methyltransferase ATX5
Exons: 23
Coding region: 738-3980 (1080 amino acids)
Biological process (GO): regulation of transcription by RNA polymerase II
Molecular function (GO): protein binding
Source: RefSeq, a predicted model, not a curated record
AACACUACAUUCCAUAAAAUGGUAAAAACUUUUUCCGGAGACUGUAGUCUAGAAAAGAAAAUCUUUAUUUGAAAAUAAAAUUUCUUUCUUUGUCCCUUACGCUUCUCGAGUAGCUUGUUUCUUGGAAGGUACUCUUCUUCACCAUAUCUUUGCAGAAAUUGUGUCUAUACCAGGCAGGUUGCCACCAUGACUAUGGACUUUCAGCACCCACGGCGUAAUUUAGCGUCACAUUGUUGCAAUCACAUUCAUAGCGCCGAACCUUCACCUUCCUUUCUCUCUCUAGUAAACUUUUAUCCUUAUAUCUAUACAUACAAUAGUUGUAUCUAAUAACCAAAUACAAUUACAAAUUCUGCCGCUCCAGCAAAAUUUUAUCUUCACUCAAUUACAUUGCAAAAAUUAAUAAAAAGUGCUCAACUAUACAUACACAUCCGUGUACUUAUAUAUGCAUAUAAAAUUGGCGCACCUAUAUUUCUCUCUCUCUCUCUCAUCGACUGGCAGUUAGAGAGAGAAAGGUCUUGCUUGAUACAGAGAUCCCUAUUCCGAUACUGCUCCCUGAACACCGGGAAUUUGCUGGUUUUCUUGAGGAAAGCACCGAUUUUUCUUCUAUUCGCCUCCUUUGAAUCGAGUUUCCGCCCAAUUGAGGUGGGAAUUUAUCCGCUUUGACUGCCGGCCGACCUUUCUUACGCCGCUGGAGUUUGUAAUCGUAAUUAGGGUUUUGAAGGGAGUUUUUGAGGAGGAUGAUAGUGAAGAAGAGCUUGAAAACGGUAAUGCCGAUUUUGAAACGGUGCCGAGUCGGCGACUCGGCCGGUGAUGACGACGAGUCAUCGGUCAAUCGGAAGAAACGCAAAACUUCCAAUGGUUAUUUUCCUCUGCAUCUCCUUGGAGAGGCUGCCGCCGGUAUAAUUCCAUUCAGUGGCUAUGGAAUUCAAAAUAUUAUCGCCAAGUCCGCCGCGGACGGACAAGGUGGAGGGGACGGCGCGGCUUCGGAAUCGAGGCGUGCAGAGCCGUUAAAAUCGAAGGAGGUCUCGCGGCCGCCGCUAGUGAGGACUUCGCGAGGGAGGGUCCAGGUAUUGCCUUCACGAUUCAAUGAUUCAAUUCUUGAUAAUUGGAAGAAAGAGAGUAAGAAUGCUGUUAGAGAUUCUGCUUUGGAUACAGAAUAUAUCCCAGUUAAACACAAGGACAACAAAUCGAGCUUAAAACCCCUGAGGAUUCACGACGAUGUGAACAUUCUUAGAAAGCAGAACGAGGAGAAGGCUAAGAAAUGCCGCAAGUUCUCGCCUUUGUCUGAGGAUGAGAUUGCGGAAUUGAGGAAUGAAAGUUUGAGAAGCAGUGAUAGUAAGAAGUAUAUGCGUCCACGUGAUUCUUUGGUGACAUUGCUUGAGCAGUCCGAAGACGAUUAUGAUGAUGAUGAUGAAGAAGUUGAUGAUGAUGACGAAGAUGAUGAUGAUGAUGAUGAUGAUGAUGAUGAUGAUGAUGAGUAUGAUGAGUGUAUAGAAAUAUGUGGUAUUGACACAUUGUAUAGUACCAAAGAUUUUGGUGAAGGUGAUAUAGUGUGGGCGAUACCUGGGAAGCAUUGUCCUGCUUGGCCAGCAAUCGUGCUCAAUCAAGAGUCGCAGGUGCCCGCGCAAGUGUUCAACUAUCAGAUUCCUGGUGCACUUUGCGUAAUGUUCUUCGGUUAUUCUGGCAAUGGGACACAAAGGGACUAUGCAUGGAUUAAAAGCGGGAGGAUAUUUCCAUUUGUUGACCAUGUGGACAGGUUCCAGGGGCAGACUGAACUUAAUGAUAGCAAGCCCAGUGAUCUUCGUUCUGCAAUAGAGGAGGCUUUUCUAGCUGAAAGUGGAUUCAACGAGAUGUUGAUGGUUGAAAUCAGUGCCGCAGCUGGCAAGUCACAUUAUCUUCACUCUCUUAGAAGACGGGUGUUUGAGGCUACUGAUUUAAAUCAGGAUCGACAGUGCAGCUCUGCAGAACCGCAGGAAGCUCAUACGAAGAAAGAAUCCCAAUCUUGUGAAGCAUGUGGAAUGAGCAUUGCUCCUUACCCAUCAAAGAAAAUAGCUGCUGGUACCAAUCGUCUGUGUACUUCUUGUACCAGGUUGAAAAAAAUGAAACACUAUUGUGGCAUAUGCAAAAAGAUUCGGAACCAAUCAGAUAAUGGAACUUGGGUGCGAUGUAAUGGUUGUAAAGUCUGGGUCCAUGCAGAGUGUGACAAAUUUUCGAAAAGAAAUUUCAAGGAUCUGGGAACAAGUGAUUAUUACUGCCCUGAAUGCAAAGCCAGGUUCAAUUUUGAGCUAUCUGAUUCAGAAACUUUGCAGUCUAAAAAUAAGAAAAAGAAUGGUAAAUUUGCAUUGCCUGACAAGGUUGCUGUCGUUUGCUGUGGUGUUGAGGGAAUUUACUUUCCAAGUCUUCAUCUAGUUGUUUGCAAGUGUGGGUCUUGUGGAAUGGAGAAGCAGGCACUCAGUGAAUGGGAACGGCACACAGGUUCGAGAACGAAGAACUGGAAAUCAAGUGUCAGGGUGAAGGGCUCCUUGCUACCUCUUGAGCAAUGGAUGUUACAGAUGGCUGAGUAUCAUGAACGUAGCCUUGUUCCUGCUAAACCUGUCAAGCGUCCUUCUAUCAAAGUGCGGAAGCAGAAGUUGCUUAAUUUCCUACAAGAGCACUAUGAACCUGUUUGUGCAAAGUGGACAACAGAGAGGUGUGCAGUUUGUCGGUGGGUCGAAGAUUGGGACUUCAACAAAAUUAUUAUUUGUAUUAGAUGUCAAAUAGCCGUUCAUCAAGAAUGCUAUGGAGCAAGAAAUGUUAGUGACUUUACUUCAUGGGUCUGUAGAGCCUGUGAAACACCUGAUAUUGAGAGGGAAUGUUGCCUCUGUCCUGUGAAAGGGGGUGCUCUGAAGCCUACAGACAUUGCUCCGUUGUGGGUUCAUGUCACUUGUGCUUGGUUUCAACCUGAAGUUUCUUUUGCAAGUGAUGAAAAGAUGGAGCCUGCCCUUGGAAUAUUGAGAAUUCCUUCAAGCUCUUUUGUGAAGAUUUGUGUAGUUUGCAAACAAAUCCAUGGUUCCUGUACACAAUGUAGCAAGUGUUCCACCUAUUACCAUGCAAUGUGCGCAUCAAGAGCAGGGUAUCGCAUGGAGUUGCAUUGCCUGGAGAAGAAUGGGAAACAACUUACGAAAAUGGUUUCAUACUGUGCCUAUCACAGGGCUCCGAAUCCAGAUACAGUUUUGAUUGUAGAAACCCCUAAGGGGACAUUCUCUACUAAAAGCUUGCUUCAAAAUAAAAGACACAUGGGAGCAAGGUUAAUUUCAACUAGCAGAUUGAAACUUGAGGAACCUCCUCCAGAGGAUACUGAGGAGGUCGAUCUAUUUUCUGCUGCUAGAUGUCGUAUCUACAAAAGAACAAAAAAGACAAGAAAGGAGGCAAUUGCCCACCAAAUUAUGGGGCCUCGUCAUCAUCCUAUGAGCUCAAUAUUGAGCUUAAAUGCAAAUAGAAAAAUAGAGAAGCCAAGGGACUUCUCCACUUUCAGAGAACGGCUUCAUCAUUUACAGAAAACGGAAAAGGAUAAAGUGUGCUUUGGUAGAUCUGAAAUACAUGGAUGGGGCCUGUUUGCACGUAGGAACAUCCUAGAAGGAGAAAUGGUUGUUGAGUAUCGUGGUGAGCAGGUCAGACGCAGCGUUGCAGAUCUUAGAGAGGCUCGAUAUCGAGCACAGGGAAAAGACUGCUACUUAUUCAAAAUCAGUGAAGAAGUUGUGGUAGAUGCCACGGAUGCAGGAAAUAUUGCUCGGUUGAUAAACCAUUCAUGUAUGCCCAACUGCUACGCAAGGAUAAUGAGUGUGGGUGAUGAUGAAAGCAGAAUUGUCCUCAUUGCUAAGACGAAUGUGCCUGCUGGGGAUGAAUUAACGUAUGACUAUUUGUUUGAUCCCGAUGAGCCUGAAGAAUUCAAAGUUCCUUGCAUGUGUAAUGCUCCAAAUUGUCGAAAAUUCAUGAACUAGGUUACGACAAAAUAGCCAUUGUUUCCUCCAAAGGAACUCUAACUUGUUUCCCCUUUGCAGAAGACCUCACCAAUUAGUCUGCUAACUUUGUAAAGUUUUUUAUUUUCGCUUCAAAGAAAAAUGUAAUUUUUUUCCCCCCAUUUUGAGAGCCUUACAGUUUUGAGGGGUACAAAUAACGGCCAUUGCUCAAUAGAGGGUAGAGCUUCAGGCAGUUUUGUGUAAAUUACAAAGUAUGAAGCAUGUAGUUCCAGAUAAAUAUGGCAUCAUUUGUUGUUAUUCUUUGGCAGAGGUUGUAAUAUUUCUUAGUGAAAAAAAAAAAAAAAUUGUUUGUGAUGGAAA